AUCUAUAAUCCCACCUACAUCAGCUCGAUGGUCCAAUCACAGCGCUCCUUUCGGAGAGGCUGGGCGGGACGGUUACAUCCCCGACAAAGCAUGAGCACACCAUCUUCAGGUCGGAAGACCCCAGUGGACUGUGGUGUCCAGAUCCGCUUCAUCAAUGACCUCUAUGACACUGGCGGUGGGCAGCCUGGGUCCCAGCCCAAGACCAAGGCCCCCACCUCCAAGUACGGUGUAGCGGUCAGGGUGCAGGGUAUUGCUGGCCAGCCAUAUGUGGUCCUGAAGGAUGGAAAGAAAGGCGACUCGUAUGGGGUCCAGCUCAGGACCCAGUACCCCUCUGGUCACAGCAGCCUUCCACGGAGGAGAGAGAAGGCAGAGCCAGGAACACAGGGGGCAGAUGGAGGAGGAGGGCAGGGAGGCGCACUACGCCGAGCCCAGUCCCAGGGCUCGCUACUGGACAGGGAUGGAGAGGGAGGGGCAGACAGUGUCGAUUUUCAGUUGUCUAGGCCACCAGGGGAUGGGAAGUCUGGUAGUUAUGGAAAUCUGGAUGGAGGAAUUGGAGUAAGAGGGGAGAGAGAGCAGGUUCUGCGUGUCGGUGGUAGAGAGGGCGACAUGGAAAGGAAUAUGUGGGAUGGUUCGUACAAAGCAGGGCUUAACGGGUCAAUGGGGUCAGUGAGGAGCACUCAGUCCUACCCUGACCCUCCUCAGCAAACAAAUGAGGUUCACCCUAAUCAGAGACAGACUCCUGUCAACAGUCUAAUAAACAGGUUUGAUGGUGGUAAUACUGGAGGCCAACAGAGAGGACUCCUUCCUGCACAACAAGAUCCCAGAGCUACAUCUCCUCUCCUCACCCCCAACCCCUACACCUCACCUCCGUCCUCAACUCACAGCAGCUUGGGACGCAGCCAGGCCGCUGUCACCAAAUUUCCUGGACACUCCGCUAAUCAGUGGACUUCGCCAGGGAGAUAUGCCGCUGUGGAGAUGCCGCAGGCCAGUCUGACUGAGGCACAAGUGACUCCUGACCUUUUGCUGGACCAGGGUCAGAGUGCAGAGAUGAGCGGUGAGGAGGACCAGGUCAUGCAGACUAUAUACAACAUCCUGAGACAAGGGACCAACGAGAGUGAUGUUGUCAUCAAACACAAAGUCAAGGUCAUCUUUCAGAAAAUUCAGAAUCUAAAGCAGCCCAAAGAAAGACCCCAGGAAAAGUGGAUGUUGGAAAAGAGGGAGCUUGAAAGAAAGAUGGCUGAACUACAAACUGCCCUGCAGGAGGAAAGAAGGGACUCUGUUAGCAAUUCUGAUCCUGCUCUGAAAGCUGAGCUGGAGUCCUGUCUGGAUGAAAAUCUGCAGCUCCGGGAGAUGCUGGACCGGAAGAAAAAAGAAUUGAAUGACACACAAUCAGAGCUGACUCAGCUGCGUAUGGAUAGGGAGAACGCAGAGGCACGGGUCAGAGAAAUGGAGGACCAUCUGGCUGAGCUUCAGGAUGAAUUGAGAAGAGAGAAUGGCAACAAGACGGACCUGAUGUCUUAUCAAGCACAGCUGAUGGAGGUAUGCCAGCUGAAACAGAAGCUGGAGGAGACGCUAAGACAGAGAGAGAGGGAGCUAACGGCUCUCAAAGGAGCUCUGAAGGAGGAGGUGGCCACACAUGACAAAGAGAUCGAGGUGCUCCGAGAGCAGUACAGUGCUGACAUGGAGAAGCUCCGCAGCAGCAUGGAGCAGGUGUCUCAGUCUCACGCAGGGAUUGAGGCAGAGCGGUUGCGUGUAAAUGCAUCAGUUCGCUCCCUACAGCAGCAGUUGGAAGACUGUAGAGACGAGAGUAGCCACUGGAUGGAGCAGUUUCACGCCACCAGAGACGAACUUCGAACAACUAAACAAGAAGAGCCACCCAGCAGCCCUGAAACACAACUCCUGCAAGCCCGUCUGGAAAAAGAGGAGUUUGAGGAGGAACUAAAGGAGCUCCAGGAGAAAGUGAGCACCAUGAAACAACAGAUACCAGACCCUAGCCACACACAGACUCUCAAUCAGGAACUUCAGCGAUGCAAUGCUGAACUACAGAAGGCCAAGUCUGAAGUAGAGAAGCAGAGGACGGAGUUUGACAAGAAAGUCAUGGAGGUCAUCUCCAUAAAAAAAGCUCACCAGAACCAGGAGGCAGAACUUAAGUAUGAGACUGACAGGCUAAAGGACCAAUUACAGAGAGUCAGAGAGGAUUUUGCCAAAGCGCAGGAGAAAAACAAACGGCUCCCAGACCCAGCCAUCAUCUCAGAGCUGGAGCAGAAGCUUGAUGAGACACGUAGUGAAGCUAGCCAGCUCAAAGAGACACUCUCAUUAGCUGAGGAGGAACUGGAGGCCAGUAAAGCUCGUCUCAAUAGAGCUCAGAUGGACGUUAAAUCGUUGCAAGAUGCCAAGCAGGAGCAGGAGGAGGCCAACACACGUCUCAAAGAGAAAUUCUCACGGUUAGAGUCUCAGCUGCAAAUCAAUGCCACAGAGAGCUCAGAGGCAGAGCUCGCCCUCCACACUGAGGUGAGAGGGCUGAGAUCUGAGCUAGAUGAGAUCAAGAGAAAGGCUUCCAGACUGAGCCAGGAGCACCGUGAACUUAGCCUGCGUCUGGAGGAUACGGAGAAAGACAAGGAGACACUCAAACAGACCAUCAACCAGCUGGAAGAGACCAAACGACAGCAGGAGAGAGCUCUGGAAAAACUCAACAAAGAGUAUGAGUCUCUGACCGUGUCCUCAAGAGAGGAGGUGCAGGCUCUCAGGGUUCAGCAGGAGGAGCAGAGAGAGAGAGCACGCAAGGAAAUGCAGGAGGCGCAACGUCACGGAAACGAAGCUCAGAGUGAACUGGAAAGAAGUCAUAUAAAUCUAAGGAGACUGGAGGAAGAAAUGUCGCGACAGAAAAAGGAGCUUCUGCUUGUAUGUGAGGAGAGAGACAACCACCAGCUGGAUAAAGAGCUUCUCACCAACAGAAUGUGCCACCUUGAGGGAGAGAUAGUUGCCAGCAAAAACAGCCACAAUGAGAAAACCCGGGAGAUUCGCAUCCUGGAGGACAAGCUGAAGCGUAUGGAGUUGGAGCUGGAGGAGGAGAAAAACAGCGUGGAGAUGCUAACAGACCGAGUGGCCAGGAGCAGAGACCAGAUCGAUCAGCUCCGCUCUGAGCUCAUGCAGGAGAGAUCUUCUAAACAGGACCUGGAGCUGGACAAGAACGCCAUGGAGAGACAUCUGAAGGAGCUGAGGAGUCGUGUGGCUGACAUGGAGGGCCAGUCUCGCUCCUCAGCAGGAGUCUCCCAGCUGGAGAACAAGAUCCAGGAGCUGGAAGAACGCCUACGGAGUGAGGAAAGGGAGAAGACCUCUGUGUUGGCGUCUCAACGACGUCUGGAGAGGAAACUGAAAGAACUCAACAUAACGCUGGAUGAGGAAAGACAAACGCACAUUGAACAGAGAGACCAGCUUGCUCUGAGAGUGAAAGCUCUAAAGAGGCAGGUGGAUGAAGGAGAGACAGAGCUGGAAAGGAUAGAUGGAAUGAGGAGAAAGGCUCAGAGAGACAUGGAGGAACAGAUGGAGCUCAAAGAGGCCUUGCAGACCAGAGUCACAGCACUGGAAACUGAUCUCAAGAGAAAAACCCAGGCAGCAAUGCGCCCACUUUUGGAUUCAUCAGCCCUCAGCUCAGAUGACGACGACAGCCUGUAUGAUCCCUCCACCAUCACCUCCAUCCUCACUGAGAGCAACCUCCAGACCAGCUCCUGUUAAAACAGCACUUCAGGGACAGGGUGAGGGUGGGAAAACGUAGCACUGUUUAGGAAUGAAUGGAGGGAAGUGUAGGUUAGCUGCUUUGUAGACUGGGAGUAAAGCCAAAAGGCAGAAUGGUAUACACUACAGACAAUGAGGGAAGGGCACAAGGACCUGGGAGGUAAAUGACAUAUUGUAGAGGUUAGUAGGGGAAUGAUUUUCCAUGCCAGAGUGAAUGGAAGGAAACAAAACAUCCUCUGCGUUUUAGGGAAUUUCCUUCAGUCUACAAUGUACACAGAUGUACUCCAUAGUACAGUUGGAAGGACUACAUUGCAUUCAUGCAAUACAUUAGCAAGCACACUACACAAGGUACUCCAACAUAUAAAAACUCACCACCGGUGAGUCGGUAAGUGGAUUGCAUGGAGAGAAAUUAAGCUAGAAGCACAGAAAAACAUAAAUAGAAAAUACCCCUUGCAUUUUUUUGGUUCAAAUUCAGUAUGUCAAACCAUUUCAGGAUUGAAAUUCUGGUCAAGCACUUAUGGUACCAGGUCUUGCUUUGACUGAAUAAUCAAAAAUACUUUUCUGUAGCACAGCUGUCAAGUGACUGAACUCACGAAUUCUGUACCUCAACAUGCACAAAUACUAAGGUAGAACUAUUGAAGAACGGACCAAACACUGACACUGAGUGCAUUCAUGAUUGCCACAAGUCAUUGAAAGAGAAACUAUAAGCAAUAUAACACUAUAAUUCUUAUGCUUGUUUUCUGAAAGUUAAUUUGCCUAACCAAAUCUAAUGGUUUAAGUUCUGCAAAUGAUUCUUAUUGAAUGAAAUCUGGAGUUUGUUUAUGUAAAACUAAGUAUAUUUUCUCAUAUAUUUUCAAGUAUGGAAUAUAAAUUUCUGUGCUCAAGGCUAGUUUGGGACAGGAGUUUAUUCCACCGUCCAGUCUUUAAUGUCUCACAGUACACAGUCCAGGAAUCCUGAAUUAUAAAAUAUGGCCAAGUAUGACACUAAUAGCAUCUGAAAUUGAUUUUCUUGGACAGGGACACAAUAUUGAAUACUAUAAAUAUGAUAAUAACUUGUUGUUGGUAUAAAGGUUUAGUUUUGUUGUUGCUUGACCUGGUAAGUCUUUAUUCACUGUAUCUGAAGCAGUUUCCAGCUGCUUUGAGUACAGAAAGGUCUCUGCUCACAAAAUGACCUUUGUCAGAAUAUCACAUGAUGUAGAAAAGUGGAAAACCACUAUAUAAAGCAAAAUAAUGGCCAAAAUAUCUUCCUGUCUGAUAAAACUGUGCACAUUUAUUUGUACAAGCUGCACUAUUUCUAUGCAUUCCCUUAUAGCAAGUCACUGAAAUAUAUUCUCACAAUUUUAUUACGAUGCCUUAAAAUUGUUAAAAAGAAUUUUGUAACUGACUUGUAAUUCUUAUCUGAAUGAUGUUUGUAAAGUGUUUGUAUUUAACAUUUGUAGAUUUUUGAGUUGAUUUUUGUAUACAGUUUGAACAAUCAGUUGGAGCUAUAUUUGUAUUACAUUUUGCUGCAAUGUUAUAUUUCUCCCUAUCUUUUCAGUGAAACUGGAAAAUGGUACUUAAAUGGUGAUUUGUAAAUGAUUUGUUAGAUUUUAAAGAUCCCCCUAUAUACUGUAAUUGUUGACUGUAAAAAAUUUCACACUGACUGUACUUCACAAAAUAGAUCUUUUUUUCUAUUACAUAUAAAUAUAGCAACAAUAAAACUAUUACGUUAAAUUGA
Molecule: messenger RNA, 5452 nt
Organism: Siniperca chuatsi (mandarin fish)
Lineage: Eukaryota; Metazoa; Chordata; Actinopteri; Centrarchiformes; Sinipercidae
Gene: cgna
Product: cingulin
Exons: 21
Coding region: 28-3735 (1235 amino acids)
Cellular component (GO): myosin complex
Source: RefSeq, a predicted model, not a curated record